AUGAAGAGUGAUAUAUCCGAUUCAAAUGAAAAUUCUACUCAAUCAAAACGAAAACGAUGUUCGCUUUGUGAACAUUCUAUGAACAAGAAAACUUCAACUAAAUGUUGUAAUUGUUCUGAUAAAUUAUUUCGUCAACAAUACUCAUCUACAUCAUCAGCAAAACAAAAUAAUACAUCUGUAGAGACGGUUGCUCCGUCAAUUACUGCUCCACGUUUUUUAUCUAUAUCAUCACAUCUACAGCAAACGAUCGUUGAUGAAAUUAUUAAAAAACCAACAUAUUUUCGUGGUUCAAAAGAUGAUGUUUAUGAUUGA
Molecule: messenger RNA, 312 nt
Organism: Rotaria sordida
Lineage: Eukaryota; Metazoa; Rotifera; Eurotatoria; Philodinida; Philodinidae
Source: the annotation of a GenBank genome assembly